Molecule: messenger RNA, 1030 nt
Organism: Ciona intestinalis (vase tunicate)
Lineage: Eukaryota; Metazoa; Chordata; Ascidiacea; Phlebobranchia; Cionidae
Source: RefSeq, a predicted model, not a curated record
UUUUCCGUUGGGUUUUGCCUAAAAUGUGCAUAGAUUUUGCCUCCAAAGAAGGGAAAUUGAUCUUUAAAGAGGCGCUAGAGUCGGGAUUCUUAAACAUUUUCUUUGAGAUUGGACCACAGAUUGUAAAUCAAAAAGAUAUAAAUCUGUGCGGACUUUCGUCGCUUGUUAUGAUUUUGAACGGGUUUAAAGUUGAUCCAGGUCGAGUUUGGAAAGGAAUAUGGAGAUGGUAUGAUGAAAGAAUGGUCAGAUCUUGUAAUAUUGAUGAAAUAGAAAAAGAGGGAAUUACCAUGGACCAGCUGGCUGGUAUUGCAAGAUGUAAUCAACUUAAUGCUGAUGUUGUUUAUGUUAAUGACCAUGCAAGUAUUGACGACUUCAGGGAAGUUGUAAAGCAAUCUUGUAAGGGGAGUUCUAUGGCUGUUAUUUGCUCGUUUGGGAAAUCGUAUUUGGGGGAAUUAGGGGUUGGCCAAUUUGCUACCAUAGCAGGAUACCACGCCGAAAGAGGGUUGGUCUUGGCAUUAGAGCCUGCAAGGUACAAACACCGGAUAUUUUGGACUCCACUAGAAUGCUUAUGGAGAGCGAUGGUAGCCACGGAUAAAGUGACCAAUCCGACCAUUGGUAUACAACGAGGUUAUAUGGUUUUCAGCCAAGCUAAGCCGUUAAAAAAUAGAAAGAAUAUCAAAUAAGAAUAUCAAAUAAAUCGUAUCUUUUUAUGCUCAAGUGGUUGGGCAACGACAGUCGUUAUAACACGGUGCUUUAUACACCCCGGACCCGCUUACGAAUUAUAUUACCUGCCUACUACUUUAGUUGCUACCAAAAUAUAGCUGGAAUGCAGGUGAUAAUAUACAAUUUGUGUUUAUAUACUGAAAUUAUUUGUGUUUUAUUUAUAUAUAGGCCUUAGUAUUAAUAUUGUGAAGUUUCAAAAUUAUAAGCGUUAAAGCUUAUUUAUGUUACUAUUUGUUGAUUUUAAACGUUAUGGUUAAAAUAACAGUAUUUAUCUAAAAUGUGCAACAAAUAAAAAUAUACAACGGUG